AUGGCAGAUGCAACUACUGACGUCUCUAAACAAGAGCAAAUGUCUCUAUGUAUCCGUUACAUUGAUCCCGAUUUGACAUCCCCUUUAAUUCGAGAAGAUUUUUUAAGGUUUACUUUAAUUGGCCAGGGUUAUGACGGCGCGGCUUCUAUGAGUGGUCAUUUGAAUGGUGCUCAAGCUGUAAUACGUACAAAAUAUCCAAAGGCAUUAUUUGUCCAUUGCAGUGCGCAUUCUCUUAAUCUUGUAAUCAAUGAUGCAUGUAAGAUAACUGUUGUCAGAAAUACUGUGGGUAGUGUAUUGUCAGUUUGUAAUUUUUUUCGAGGAUCAGCUCAACGCACUGAUGUUUUAAAAAAGCAUGUGAUAAAUCAUUUUCCAAGUAGUAGACAUACAGUACUGUUAUCGAUGUGUGAAACGAGAUGGGUCUUAAGACACGAUGCUAUUAAUCACUUUAAAGAAAUGUACAUUCCAAUAAUUCAUGCGUUAGAAGAUCUCCAAAAUUCAAUCAAUACCGAAACUUCCAAUAAAGCUUAUCAACUCCUUUCAGUGAUAUUAAAUGGCCAAUUUUUUAUUACAUUAAGCAUAAAAGAAAAAGUAUUUGCUUAUACGUUACUAUUAUGUUAUCACUUACAGACUGUGAAUUCCGAUUUAACUGCUGCAUGUGAUCAUGUUCAAAAUAUAAUUGAUGCUCUUAGUAAUCUUCGUGAAAAUAGUGAUUCCAGUUUUAAAUCAAUAUAUGAUACAUGUAAUCAAAUACUUAUUGAUGUAGGUAGCGAAGUGACAAUUCCUCGCUGCGUAAAAAAACAAAUAAACCGGGAUAAUACUCCCUCACAAUCACCUGAAGAGUACUACAGACGCACAAUAUUUAAUUCAUUUUUAGACCACACUAUUGUUCAUAUAGCAGACCGUUUUAUAAAACAUAAAGAAAUAAUAACGAACUUAGAAAAAAAUUCUACAGUAUUUAAUGAAGAGUUCUCCACAUGGAAAUUAAAAUGGCUAAAAAAUAACAUAGAAAAAAAACCUUCAAAUGCAGUAGAGUCAUAA
Myzus persicae (green peach aphid) is the source of this 1038-nucleotide messenger RNA. Its product is annotated as 52 kDa repressor of the inhibitor of the protein kinase-like. Bases 1 to 1038 code for a protein of 345 amino acids. The record is from RefSeq and is a predicted model, not a curated record. The transcript is spliced from 3 exons. NCBI's taxonomy places the organism in Eukaryota, Metazoa, Arthropoda, Insecta, Hemiptera, Aphididae.